UUGGCACCCACCCUCGCGCCGCUUUUCCUCUUCAAAGAUAUUUUUCUAAACAUUUUUUGAAAACUACCUACUAUCAACCAUGUCUGGCCGCGGAAAGGGAGGAAAGGGACUCGGAAAGGGAGGCGCCAAGCGUCACCGCAAGAUUCUUCGCGAUAACAUCCAGGGCAUCACCAAGCCGGCCAUCCGUCGUCUGGCGCGCCGUGGUGGUGUCAAGCGUAUCUCGGGCCUCAUCUACGAGGAGACCCGCGGUGUGCUCAAGGUGUUCCUUGAGAACGUCAUCCGCGACGCCGUCACCUACACCGAGCACGCCAAGCGCAAGACCGUCACCUCGCUGGACGUCGUCUACGCGCUCAAGCGCCAGGGCCGUACCCUCUAUGGCUUCGGCGGCUAA
Linderina pennispora is the source of this 391-nucleotide messenger RNA. RefSeq names its product histone-fold-containing protein. Gene Ontology annotation, cellular component: nucleosome. The transcript has a single exon. Gene Ontology annotation, molecular function: structural constituent of chromatin; protein heterodimerization activity; DNA binding. Lineage: Eukaryota; Fungi; Kickxellomycota; Kickxellomycetes; Kickxellales; Kickxellaceae. The record is from RefSeq and is a predicted model, not a curated record. The coding region runs from base 80 to 391 and encodes 103 amino acids. Gene Ontology annotation, biological process: nucleosome assembly.